Angiostrongylus costaricensis is the source of this 5862-nucleotide messenger RNA. Lineage: Eukaryota; Metazoa; Nematoda; Chromadorea; Rhabditida; Metastrongylidae. The record is from the annotation of a GenBank genome assembly.
AUGGACUACGAAGAUGACCCCGGAUGGCAGUACUUACGACGAUCCAGAGAGCAGAUUCUUGAGGAUGAAAGUCGCCCAUAUGACUCGAAGAAGAAUUGCUGGGUGCCGGAUCCCGAAGAGGGAUACGUGGAUGGCGUCAUCAAGGAGACCAAAGGCGAAGAUGUCACCGUCAUCGUGGGUCAAGGCAACGAGAAGGUCUUCAAAAAGGCGCUGGUUCAAGAAAUGAAUCCGCCGAAAUUCGAAAAAACCGAGGACAUGUCGAAUCUGACGUUCCUCAACGACGCGUCGGUGCUGCACAAUCUGCGAGCACGGUAUUCGUCGAUGCUCAUCUAUACCUACUCCGGCCUUUUCUGUGUCGUGAUCAAUCCAUAUAAAAGACUCCCCAUCUACACGGAUUCAGUGGCUCGGAUGUUUAUGGGUAAACGAAGGACAGAAAUGCCACCGCACCUAUUCGCUGUUUCUGAUGAAGCCUUCCGUAAUAUGCUUCAGUACGAUGAGAACCAAUCGAUGCUGAUCACAGGAGAAUCUGGAGCCGGAAAGACGGAAAACACCAAAAAGGUUAUCUCCUACUUCGCCGCUGUCGGUGCUUCUCAAAUGGAGCAACUCGGUAGUAAGAAGGAAGGCGAAAAAGAGGUCACACUGGAGGACCAGAUUGUACAGACAAAUCCGGUGCUUGAAGCUUUUGGAAAUGCGAAAACAGUGCGUAACAACAACUCGUCUCGUUUUGGUAAAUUCAUCCGGAUCCAUUUCUCGAAGCAGGGGCGAGUAGCAUCUUGCGACAUUGAGCAUUAUCUUCUCGAGAAAUCACGUGUGAUCCGACAAGCGCCAGGUGAACGCUGCUAUCACAUUUUCUAUCAGGUCUUUUCCGGUCACGUCCCGACCUUGACAAAGGAUCUCCUACUCGACAAACCGGUGAAAGAUUACCACUUUGUUGCGCAAGCUGAACUGAAAAUCGAUGGCGUAAACGACAAGGAAGAGCACCAACUGACAGACGAGGCUUUCGACAUAUUGAAGUUCAGCGCUGAAGAGAAGAUGAACUGCUAUAAACUAGUAUCGGCUAUGAUGCACAUGGGUAACAUGAAAUUCAAGCAACGUCCUCGUGAAGAGCAGGCUGAAACCGACGGCACUGACGAAGCUGAGCGCGCUGCUGCCAUGUACGGUGUUGAACAUGAAGAUUUCCUGAAAGCUUUGAUGCGACCACGAGUGAAAGUCGGAAACGAAUGGGUGAACAAGGGGCAAAAUCUUGAGCAGGUUACGUGGGCCGUUGGUGCCAUGGCCAAAGGACUUUACUCACGUGUUUUCCAUUGGCUGGUAAAGAAAUGCAAUCAGACGCUCGACAAGAAGGGUAUACCUCGUGACCACUUCAUCGGUGUACUUGAUAUCGCCGGCUUCGAAAUUUUCGACUUCAACUCUUUCGAGCAGCUGUGGAUCAAUUUUGUGAACGAGAAACUACAGCAGUUCUUUAAUCAUCACAUGUUCGUUCUGGAACAGGAGGAGUAUGCUCGUGAAGGAAUCCAGUGGACGUUCAUCGAUUUCGGUCUGGAUCUGCAGGCGUGCAUCGAGCUCAUCGAGAAGCCUCUCGGUAUCAUUUCGAUGUUGGACGAGGAGUGUAUCGUUCCAAGGGCCUCCGACACAACGCUGGCACAGAAACUGAUUGAACAGCACCUCGGAAAACAUCCGAACUUUGAGAAACCCAAGCCUCCAAAGGGCAAGCAGUCGGAGGCUCACUUCGCUAUGAGACACUACGCUGGCACUGUUCGAUACAACGUGACGAACUGGCUGGAGAAGAACAAGGAUCCCCUUAACGAUACAGUCGUGCAGGUGAUGAAGAACUCGAAGAAGAAUGCGCUGUUGGUCGAGGUUUGGCAGGACUACACCACCCAAGAGGAAGCUGCUGCUGCCACCAAGGGAAAAUCGAGCUCGUUCAUGACGGUCUCAAUGCUCUAUCGGGAGUCGCUGAACAACCUGAUGUGUAUGCUGAACAAAACUCAUCCACACUUUAUCCGCUGUAUUAUUCCAAACGAGAAGAAACAAUCCGGAAUUAUCGACGCCAGCUUGGUGCUGAAUCAGCUUACUUGCAACGGAGUGCUAGAGGGUAUUCGCAUCUGCCGUAAAGGAUUCCCGAAUCGUACCCUUCAUCCGGACUUCGUUCAGCGAUACGCUCUUCUUGCCGCCGACGAAGCUCUACAAGGAAAAGAGGAUCCCAAGGUCGGAUCAACCGCUAUGUUGGCUCGUUUAGUGAAAGAAAGGAAAUUGACGGACGAGAAUUUUCGAGUCGGUCACACGAAGGUCUUUUUCAAGGCCGGAAUCGUAGCCUACCUUGAAGAUUUACGUGACACUCGUCUCGCCCAACUGAUCACUGGAUUCCAGGCUCAGAUCCGAUGGUACUAUCAAGUGCUUGAAAAGAAACGACUCGUGAAGUUCAUCGCAGCGGUGAAGAGCAUUCAACGAAGCAUCCGCAACUAUGUUAUGCUCCGAACGUGGAGCUGGUUCAAACUAUACGGCAAGGUGAAACCACUGAUUCAAUCCGGCAAGAUCGAGGAGCAGUACGAAAAGCUGCAAAAUUCGGUAGCAGCUCUCAAGCAGACGCUGAUAAAGGAAGAAUCAAUGAAGCUGCAACUUUCCGAAAAUACCGAGAAAAUUCAGAAGGAAACCGCUGAGUUACUCGCUCAGCUUGAAGCUACAAAGGGAAGUAACACGGAAAUCGAAGAGCGCAUGGCAAUCAUGAGCGAACAAAAUGCGGCGCUGGAAGUAAAAUUGGCUGAUGCCGGGGCUCGCCUUGAAGCUGGAGAAGCGGCAGCCGUUGAACUUCAAAUGGAGAAGAAACGAGUGGAGAGUGAAUGUUCCGAGCUUAAAAAACACUGUCAGGAAAUCGACAUGGCACUUCGUAAAAGCGAGGCCGAGAAAUUGAGUAAAGAGCAUCAAAUCCGUUCGCUACAGGACGAAAUGCACCAUCAGGAUGAAGCCAUUUCGAAACUUCACAAGGAACGUAAAAACCAAGAAGAGAGCAAUAAGAAAUUAAACGAGGAUCUGCACGCGGCUGAGGAACAUAACAUGGCGUCGAGCAAACUAAAGGCAAAACUUAUGCAGACACUGGAGGAGUCCGAAGCUACGCUUGAGCGAGAGAAGAGGAAUCGAGCAGACAUGGACAAGUUAAAACGAAAGACCGAGGGCGAUUUGAAGAUCGCUCAGGAAACGAUCGACGAACUGUCAAAAGCGAAGAGCGACGUGGAGAGCAGUCUAAGACGGAAGGAGACAGAGUUACAUAACGUAGGCAUGAAACUCGAAGACGAGAAGGCUGCAGUCGCCAAGUUGCAGAAAGCCAUCCAGAUAGACGAAGCUAAGAUUAAGGACCUUUACGAUCAGCUUGCUGACGAGAAGGAAUCUCGGCAACGGGCUGACCGGGCGCGAUCCGAGCAACAACUAGAAUACGAUGAGUUGAUCGAUCAACUCGACAAUGAGAGUCGUGCCACGGCCGCAGAGAUCGAGCUGGGCAAGAAGAAGGACAUGGAGGUAGCUAAGCUUCGUCGCGAUCUCGAAGAAACUGGACUGAAAUUCGAGGAGCAGUUGAGUACGCUGAAGAAAAAAGGCGUUGACACGGUUCAGGAGUUAUCUGAACAAGUUGAGCAGUUGCAAAAACAAAAAUGUCGUGCCGAGAAGGAGAAGGCGCAGAUGCAGCGAGAAUACGAUGAGGCGUCCAGCGCUCUCGACCAGGUGGCCAAAGCUCGCGCCGAGCUUGAACGUAUCGCCAAGCAGCACGAAGUUCGACUUCUCGAACUUCGUCUCAUAGCCGACGAGCAGUCCCAGCAGUUGCAAAACUUUGUCUCGUUGAAAGGUCGUGUGUUGUCUGAAAACUCAGAUUUGGCUCGGCAAGUUGAAGAAUUAGAGAGCAAAAUCCAAGCAACAACUCGAUUGAAGUUGCAGUUAUCGAACGAACUGGACCAAACCCGUCAACUAGCCGAUGAAGAAGGCCGUGAACGCCAGAACCUUAACAAUCUGUCCAAGAACCUCACCAGAGAACUUGAGCAACUACGCGAAUCCAUUGAGGAUGAGGUGGCAGGCAAAGCCGAAUCUAUCAGACAACUGCAAAAAUCGCAGACUGAGCUUGAGCAGUGGAGAAUGAAGUUCGAGACGGAAGGCUUAAUUGGAGCUGAUGAAUUCGACGAGGUGAAGAAGCGCCAGAGCGCGAAGACUAGUGAAAUCCAGGACGCACUUGACGCCAGCAACACCAAAUUGGUCACGCUCGAGAACGCCCGCAACCGUCUAACAACUGAAGCCGAAGCAAGCCGUCUUGAAGCCGAACGUCACGCUCAGUUUGUCGCAUCGCUUGAGAAGAGGCAGAAAGCGUUCGACAAGAUAAUCGACGAAUGGAAGAAGAAGGUCGACGAGCUCUACCUGGAGUUGGCCAGCGCUCAGCGCGAUUCUCGACAGCUGUCCGGAGAGGCGCACAAGUUGCGCGGUCAGCACGAUGCACUCGUCGACCAGGUCGAGGGACUGAAGAGAGAGAACAAAGCUCUAGCCGACCAGGUUCACGGCCUCACAGACCAACUUGGAGAAAGUGGACGUGCCGCACAUGAGCUCUCAAAGAACAUGCGUCGCUUCGAAAUGGAAAAAGAAGAGCUCCAACGAGGUUUAGAUGAAGCUGAGGCAGCUCUCGAGGCCGAAGAAAGUAAGUCACUACGCUGCCAGAUCGAAGCCACACAGAUCCGUUCCGAAAUCGAGAAGCGAAUUGCCGAGAAAGAGGAGGAGUUCGAGAACUCUCGCAAAGUCCACCAACACACCAUUGAUAGUCUUCAGGCCAAUCUGGAAUCGGAGACGAAGUCAAAGUCUGAGUUGCUGCGCGUGAAGAAGAAACUCGAGGCGGACGUCAACGAGCUCGAAGUCGCUCUCGAUCAUGCGAACCGCGCUAAUGAAGACGCACAGAAAAAUAUAAUUCCCAAAACAGGUCAUUAUGCAUUAUAUCACCUCAAUUAUGGUCGUUGUGACGUAUCCUUCAAAAUACAUAAUCUAUAUUUUCGUGAACUGCAAGAAGUAAUAGAUGAGGAACAGAGACGACGAGAGGAAUUCAGAGAGUUGUUGCUUGGAUCUGAACGGAAACUCGUAGCUGCGAAGCAAGAACAGGAAGAGUUGGUUGUGAAACUAGAUGCAAUUGAACGAGCUCGUCGUGUGGUAGAGCAAGCGGUUAGAGAGCAGCGGGAGCAGAACAACGAGCUAAAUUCGCAAAACUGCGGUCUGGCGGCCCAAAAGAGCCAGCUGGAUAACGAAAUCGCUCUUCUCAAGAGCGAUAUCGCAGAAGCCCAAGCGGAAUUAUCUGCUUCUGUGGAGCGUAAUCGUCGUGCAGGCGCCGAUGCCACCAAGAUGGCUGAGGAGCUUCGACAGGAACAAGAGCGAUCACUAAAGAUCGAGCGUUACAAGAAGCAACUUGAAAGUCAAGUGAAAGAAAUGCAAGAACGAGCUGAUGCUUCCGAAGCAGCUGUGAUGAAAGGCGGUGCGAAAGCCGUACAGAAAGCCGAAGCUCAUCUGAAAACGCUCCAAAACAAUCUGGAAAAGGAGGCUCAUCGCGCUGCUGAAGCUGUAAAAUCUCUGUCAAGAGCUGAUCGCCGAGUUCGAGAGCUCGAAUUCCAGGUAGCAGAAGAUAAGAAGAACUAUGACAAACUCCAGGAGCUCGUCGAAAAGCUCUCCGAUAAACUCAGACAACAGAAGAAACAACUUGAUGAAGCCGAGGAGCAAGCGAACAAUCAUCUAACGAAAUAUCGUGCCGUACAGAUGGCACUGGAGACGGCCGAAGAACGCGCCGACUCUGCCGAGCAGUGUCUUGUCCGCAUCCGAUCCCGCUCGAGGACCGCUAUCGAGCAAAAGUAG